GCUGGCAACACUGUCAAAUGUCACUGUCAGUGUCAAAUUAAUCGAGCAAAAAGCAAGAAAUACGCCGAGUACCGGCGAUUUGAUUUAAUUAACUAAUUAUUUGCAUCGCGUGCGGACAUUUGCGGAGGAAGAAGUCAUCGAAUUGUCGUGUUCAGUGAAUCAUCAACAAUGGGAAAAUUAGCUAUAAUUUUCCUGGCUUUCGCCGCAACUUGCGCAGCUGACUUCGUUAGAGUACCGCUGCACCGCGUAGAGACGGCUCGCGGUCAGCUGGCGGCGGUCGGCACAGAGCUCAACAUGCUCCGCCUGCGGCGCCCCGCCGGGCCCUCGCCCGAGCCCCUGUCCAACUACCUUGAUGCUCAAUACUACGGCCCGAUCUCUAUUGGAACCCCGCCGCAGACUUUCCGAGUGGUAUUCGACACCGGUUCCUCCAACUUGUGGGUGCCAUCUAAGAAAUGCCACUACACCAAUAUAGCUUGCCUGUUGCACAAUAAAUACGACAGCAGCAAGUCAUCUUCGUACGUGGCCAACGGCAAGGAGUUCGCCAUCCACUACGGCUCGGGCUCGCUCUCCGGGUUCCUUUCCACUGACACCGUCUCUGUCGGUGGCGUGACUGUGAAGUCUCAGACAUUCGCGGAGGCUCUGUCCGAGCCCGGUCUCGCGUUCGUCGCCGCUAAGUUCGACGGUAUUCUCGGCAUGGCUUUCGACACCAUCUCCGUGGACCACGUGCCGCCAGUGUUCGACAAUAUGGUCGCUCAGAAACUCGUCGCGCCUGUCUUCUCCUUCUAUCUGAACAGGGACCCAUCAGCGAAAGUCGGUGGCGAGAUGAUCCUCGGCGGCUCCGACCCGAACCACUACCGCGGCAACAUGACCUACUUGCCCGUCGACAAGGCCGCCUACUGGCAGUUCCAUGUCGAGGGCAUCUCCAUUGCCGGACACAAGUUCUGUGAGAACGGUUGCGAAGCGAUCGCCGACACUGGCACUUCCCUCAUCGGCGGUCCCACCGCGGAGAUAGAAACCCUGAACAAGGCGCUCGGCGCCACUCCUCUCGUAUCUGGACAGUACGUGUUCGACUGCUCGCUCAUCCCCAAGUUGCCGCGCGUGACCUUCACCAUCAACGGCGUGCAGUUCCCGCUUGACGGACAGGACUAUGUUCUGCGAGUAUCCCAGUUCGGCAAAACAGUCUGCCUCUCCGGCUUCAUGGGCCUCGACGUGCCGCCACCGGCCGGCCCCAUCUGGAUCCUCGGCGACGUGUUUAUCGGCCGCUACUACACGGAGUUCGACGUCGCCAACCGACGUAUCGGGUUCGCGCCCGCUGUCUAAGCGACAGUGUAUUGAGGUGACGAUGGUGAACAAAAUGUGUAGGAAAUCUUUUAACCUUUUCGAUGCCAACGACGGAUAUAUCCGUAGAUACAGCUCCAAAGAUGGAUUUAUCCGUGACAGACCACAAAUUAACAUAGACCUACGUAACAUACGCAUAAAGUUCAAUUUCAGUGUUGACACUUCCGUGACGUGGCGUCUAAGCUUUUGUGUUUGACGGGGCGUCGAAAAGUUAAUAAGGGCAUUGUAAUUGACAUUUUAAUGACAUUGUGGUCACCAUUGUUGUCUUAUGGUCACAUAAUAUGUAUGUAGACCACAAUUAUAAAUUAUAACUCACCUUAGUAUAUGUUCGCCUCGUUAGAUGUUUCUCAGUAACUAAAUGAGAAUUUGAAUUUCGUUCAAUUAGAGAAUAUAAACAGAACUAAAGUUAUAUUAACUUAGCCUUUAGUGAAUCGGUUACUUACGAUUAUGCAUAUUUACUUAAUAAUAGUGGUUGAUAAAUAUUAUCUGUAUGUCCUUUUUGAAAUUAAACUAUAAAAAUAAAUAUCGAUCAGUUGUGAUAGCCAACAGUGACUAAUGAAAUUACUACAAGUGCUUAAUUAAAAGCUUAAGAAUUUCAUAUUAAACUAACUAAGUUAGAGUAGGUAGGAUAGGUACAGUCGCCAUCAGAUAUAUCAACGCGGCCGAGGUGCCCAAAAAAAUCUUAGCACGCACUCUAGCGCCUUGACAAUAGAGGCGUGUUCCGAUAUUUGUGAGUAUAGGGCCGCUCCCUUAUAUCUGAUGGCGAUUGUACACUGAUUCAAUUUAUGUGCUUAGCUGGUGCCAAACAAUUUUUGAGGCAUUUCUGGUUAGAAUCGUUUUUAAGAUAUUAUUUUUGUUUUUAAUAUCUGUAAUAUGUAGCCCAUUAUUACGGACUGACUCGCUCCAACCAAAUAUAAACGAACCAUGACAAUACAUUAGGUCAGUUUCAACUUUUACUUUAUCUACGAAAUAAAUAUUUUUGGUUAUUUAAAA
Cydia pomonella (codling moth) is the source of this 2331-nucleotide messenger RNA. RefSeq names its product lysosomal aspartic protease (gene CatD). NCBI's taxonomy places the organism in Eukaryota, Metazoa, Arthropoda, Insecta, Lepidoptera, Tortricidae. The transcript has 11 exons. Gene Ontology annotation, biological process: proteolysis; cell death. The record is from RefSeq and is a predicted model, not a curated record. Gene Ontology annotation, molecular function: aspartic-type endopeptidase activity. Gene Ontology annotation, cellular component: lysosome. The coding region runs from base 169 to 1320 and encodes 383 amino acids.